AUGACUGCUACCAACUCGCUCCUGCGCUGUGUCGAGGAGCGCACGCUUCCGCCCUUCGAAGACCUCACGGUCGAAGAGAUGGCGCCGGCGGUCCGCACCGCCCUGGCCAAGCUCGAGGCCGACAUCGCGGCUUUUGAAGAGGACCUCCGCGAGCCCAACGCCGACGUGCGCUAUGAGACGAUCUUGGAUCGCCUCGAAGUCGAGGCCGAUGGGCUGGACCGUAUCUGGGGCAUUGUCGGCCACCUCAUGAGCGUCAAGAACUCCCCGGCACUGCGCGAAGUGCACUCGGAGCUCCAGAACCAAGUCGUGACGAUCCUCACCCGCGUCGCGCAGAGCGUCGAGAUCUUCCAGGCGCUCAAGGAGCUCCGCGAAGGCAAGGAGUGGGAAACGUACUCGGGUGCGCAGCAGCGUAUCAUUGAGUCCUCGCUGCGGUCGGCGACGCUCAGUGGUGUCGGCCUCUCGGGCAACGAGAAGGAGCGCUUCAACGAGAUCCAGCUCCGCGCCGCCGAGCUCUCGACAAAAUUUUCCAACAACGCGCUCGAUGCGACCAAGGCGUUCUCGCUCAUCGUCACGGACAAGGCCGAGCUCGACGGUCUCCCUGCGUCACUCUUGCAGAUGCUGGCGCAGAACGCUGCCGCUGACGGCCACGAGGGCGCGACGGCCGAGGCGGGUCCGUGGAAGCUCUCGCUCGACAUGCCCGUGUACCUGCCCGUGCUCAAGUACUGCACCAACCGGGCAUUGCGUGAGACGCUGUACCGCGCCAACUCGUCCAAGGCGAGCACCGACCCGUUUGACAAUGUCGCGAUCAUCAACGAGACGCUGCGUCUUCGCCAAGAGAAGGCCCAGCUGCUCGGCUUUGCGACGUUUGCCGAGCUGAGUUUGGCCAAGAAGAUGGCGCCGUCUGUCGAGGCCGUCGAGCAAAUGACCAACGAGCUCCACGCCAAGUGCUUUACCAUCGCCGAGUCGGAGCUCGCGCAGCUCAACGCGUAUGCGGCCACCCACGGCGUGAACGAGCCGCUCGCCAACUGGGACGUGCCCUUCUGGACGGAAAAGAUGCGCCUCGAGCUCUACUCGCUCGACGACGAAGCGAUCAAGCCGUACUUUCCGCUGCACAAGGUCCUUGACGGCCUCUUCGCGCUCGCGUCCCGCCUCUUUGGCAUUGUCAUUGAAGCCGCCGACGGCCAAGCGCAGGUGUGGCACAAGGACGACGUUCGCUUCUUCAACAUUCGGUCGGCCGAGUCGAACGAGAUCAUUGCGCGCUUCUUCCUCGACUCGUUUGCGCGCCCGGCCGAGAAGCGCGGCGGUGCGUGGAUGAACAGCGCUGUUGGCCGCUCCAAGCUCCUCGGCGCUAAUGGCGCGAUCCGCAUUCCUGUGGCGUACCUCAUCUGCAACCAGUCGCCGCCCGUCGGCGACAAGCCGAGCUUGAUGAACUUCCGCGAGGUCGAGACGCUCUUCCACGAGUUUGGCCACGGCCUCCAGCACAUGCUGACAACUGUCGAGCACGAAGCGGCCGCCGGCAUCAACGGCGUCGAGUGGGACGCGGUCGAGCUGCCGUCGCAGUUUAUGGAGAACUUUUGCUACCACCGCGGCACGAUCAACGACAUUAGCGGCCACUACGAGACCAACGAGCCGCUGCCGGCGGAGCUCUUUGAGAAGAUCUGCGACGCGCGCAAGUACAUGGCCGCGUCCGGGAUGCUGCGCCAGCUCAACUUUGGCGCCCUCGACAUGCACCUCCACCACAAGUUUGACCCGUCGGGCGACGAGACCAUCUUUGACGUGCAAAAGGCGAUUGCGGCCAAGUUCACUGUGCUUUCGCCCUUGCCGGAAGACCGGUUCCUGUGCUCGUUCUCGCACAUCUUUGCGGGCGGGUACUCUGCCGGCUAUUACAGCUACAAGUGGGCCGAGGUGCUCUCGUGCGACGCGUUCAGCAAGUUUGAAGAAGCCGGCCUUGACGACGAAGCCGCGCUCGCCAAGACGGGCCGCGAGUUCCGCGACACGGUGCUUGCGCUCGGCGGCUCGCGCCACCCGCUCCAGGUCUUUGAAGCGUUCCGUGGCCGUCCCCAGAGCACCGAGCCGCUCCUGAAGCAGUACGGCCUCUCGGCGUAA
Messenger RNA from Saprolegnia parasitica CBS 223.65, 2106 nucleotides. RefSeq lists its product as hypothetical. The record is from RefSeq and is a predicted model, not a curated record. Gene Ontology annotation, biological process: peptide metabolic process; proteolysis. NCBI's taxonomy places the organism in Eukaryota, Oomycota, Saprolegniomycetes, Saprolegniales, Saprolegniaceae. The transcript is spliced from 5 exons. Gene Ontology annotation, molecular function: metalloendopeptidase activity. Bases 1 to 2106 code for a protein of 701 amino acids.